AUGAAGUCAUUUCUCACCCGGCCAAAGCGGAAGCUCAGUCCAGAACCGACAUCGGUCACCGACGACGAUGAACCCACAGAAGUGAAGCUGGUUCUCCUCUCCUCUGUCCAUCCCGACAUUGAUCAAGAAACUCUCCUCGAUUUUCUCCUGGCACACGAUGGCUCCGUCGACCAUGCAUCCGAGGCUCUGAAAUCCAGCAAUUGCCAUCAAGAUGUCAAGAAGAGCGGCGUGAUAGGGCAUCAACAAUCACUGAGGCAAUACGCCACCGGGGAUGCCACUUCACCUACGAAAAAGAAGCUCAAGUCAAAAAAGGGCAGCACACUGCAUUUGUUCGACCCGGAAGAUGUGGCUGAGCAUACACCUUGUACUAUAAUUCACAACUUUCUACCACCUGAGGAGGCGAAUGCGCUUUUGAAGGAACUGCUGCAUGAGGCAGAUUCCUUUGAGAAAAUCACAUUCAAGUUGUUUGACAAUGUUGUCUCUAGUCCGCAUACAUCAGGUUUUUUCGUCGAGAGCUACGAGGAUAUGAUGUCGCAAAAGUCAGAGUACUACUACAAUGGCUCUCAACUUACCGACGUCCGCCGCAUCACACCAGAAUUGACCAAGGUCAAGCCUAUUGUGCAAGCAGCGGUAAACAAAGAGAUCCAACACCGGAUCAAAACCCGGUACCCCAACGGCAAGAAGCUUAAACACCAGUCGCCCAACGCAUGGGUCCCGAACUCGGCCUUUGUGAAUUGCUACAACGGCGCACAACAGAGCGUCGGCUGGCACAGCGAUCAGCUCACGUACCUAGGCCCGCGGGCAGUCAUUGGGUCUAUUUCGCUCGGGGUCGCACGCGAGUUCCGCGUCCGCAGAGUUGUGCCGAAAGACGGUGAUACCAAGUCGGCAGAGGACUCUGACGCAGAGGGCCAGAUAUCCAUACACCUACCACAUAACUCGCUUCUAGUGAUGCACGCCGAGAUGCAAGAGGAGUGGAAACAUUGUGUGACGCCGGCGUUAUCUAUCGAUCCGCACCCAAUUGCAGGGAAUAAAAGGAUAAACAUUACGUAUCGAGAUUAUAGGCAGAGGAUGCAUCCAAAGUAUACGCCGAGGUGUGCGUGUAAGGUUCCUUGUGUGUUGAGGGUGGUGCAGAGAAAGAAGGAGAAUUUUGGAAAGUACUUUUGGAUGUGUCAUGCUGGCAAUGUCCCGGGCAAAGAAGGGUGUUCUUUCUUUCAGUGGGCGGAGUUUGAUGAUGACGGAAAUCCGGUUGUGAAUGGCAGUACAGUGAGGUAUUCUCAGAGGUAA
Pochonia chlamydosporia 170 is the source of this 1284-nucleotide messenger RNA. RefSeq names its product GRF zinc finger domain-containing protein. Bases 1 to 1284 code for a protein of 427 amino acids. Gene Ontology annotation, cellular component: nucleus. NCBI's taxonomy places the organism in Eukaryota, Fungi, Ascomycota, Sordariomycetes, Hypocreales, Clavicipitaceae. Gene Ontology annotation, molecular function: zinc ion binding; dioxygenase activity. Gene Ontology annotation, biological process: DNA alkylation repair; DNA repair. The record is from RefSeq and is a predicted model, not a curated record. The transcript is spliced from 2 exons.